CUACCGGUCAUAGGUGAUAUCGAUCAGUAUGUCACUUUGCAGGAUCCAUCUAAGAAGAAGACAUAUUCAGUGUCUGCUGUUUCGCUACGAGUUCUCAGCACCUGGCGAGGCAAAAACAUCAAAAUACAUGUGUACAUUUACUCCACCAAUGUGGAAACAAAUGCACAGUAUCGAAUCGUACUUCGAACUUUGAUUGCUCCGCAAAAUCCGGAUCGUGCUGGGGCAGAUGCAACGAGAAAUUAUGCUGAAUUGGCUGAAUAUCUGAGGAAGAGCCAUCCUGAAUUGGAGGGACACAACAGUUCAUGGCUACUUUGGGUGAAUUUUGUCCAUUCUGCAUCAGCCCAUGAUCGCGACUGGUUGAAAGACGCAAAAGCUCCACCAUUAGAGUUGGCCAAAUAUUUUCGUUGGGGAGCUGUUUCGGAAGCGGCCAGAUUGCAAGCGGUUCACAGAGUGAUGGCUGUGGCACAAACAGCGAACAGUGGAUGGGCUCGAGAGGUAAAUGAACUGAAAACCGAUCUUGAUCUCGCAGUAUCAAUUCUUCAACGAGUAUCACAAAAAGUUGAUGCGAUGGCGGCCAGAGCAGCAUUGGGAUCUGAACUUUUUGAGGCUUUGGAGUCGGCAACCCGCCCAGAAGAAACGGAAUUAAGUCACCAACUUGCUGCUAGAGUAACGGAUUGCGUCGACAUUGACCAUGCGUGAUGCUACACUGGAUGGUUUUAUGUGUGAGCGAUCGUCGGACUGCAAAACCACCGUCUCAACUACCUGAACAGGUGUUUGUUUUUAUUCUGUAGAUAUACGAUAUCACAAAAUUCGGCAACUUUUUUCUAUAAUCCAU
This is a messenger RNA of Aedes albopictus (Asian tiger mosquito), 835 nucleotides long. RefSeq lists its product as uncharacterized. The transcript has a single exon. Lineage: Eukaryota; Metazoa; Arthropoda; Insecta; Diptera; Culicidae. The annotation marks the transcript as partial. The record is from RefSeq and is a predicted model, not a curated record.